AUGUCGCCCCCGGAUAAGAAGAGAAAGACCUCGAGUACUACGAGGAAGGAACCAUCGCUUAAGAAGCAUAACAAGAAGCCGUCUCUGGUGCUCCCGCCGACGACGCAAUCGGCCAUCACAAACCCGUCGCUUCCUGAUGAUGUUCUAGUGAGUUGCUUAGCCCUUGUCUCGAGAGUGUACUACCCGAGUCUCUCACUCGUCUCCAAGAGCUUUCGAUCUCUCCUUGCUUCACCGGAGCUUUACAAGACCCGGUCCUCCAUAGGCCACGCCGAGAGCUGUCUUUAUGUGUGUUUACGGUUCCAUCCUGACCCUAACCCUCGCUGGUUCACCCUCUGCAUGAAACCUGAUCGCGUCCUAACCAAGGACAACAUCAAGAAGAAGAAGCAGAAGAAGAAGAAGUCAAGUGGGUAUGUUUUGGCUAAAAUCCCAGCUUCCCAUUCUCCUCCUGCGCGUUCGUCGGGUCUCGUGACAAUUGGUUCGGAUAUCUAUAACAUUGGCGGAGACAUGAACCAUGAGCCAUCGUCUAGCGUCUCGAUCCUGGACUGCCGGACACACACGUGGCGCGAGGGUCCAAGCAUGCUCGUGAAACGGAUAUACACACACGCCAAUGUCCUUGACGGAAAGAUAUAUGUUGCAGGGUACGGCAAAGCCAAAGAGUCUAGUUCCUCGGACUUGAUGGAGGUUUUCGAUCCAAAAACACAAACUUGGGAGCUUGUGUCGAGGUGCAGUGGCGGGGAGUUGGGUGACAUUAGUUAUAUACACAGUAGCGCAGCGAUUGAUAGAAAAGUAUACAUUUUUGCAGGUUCUAAUGAUUUGGCUUACGAACCGAGGGAAUGUAGAUGGGAGAGGGUGGGAACGAAGAUGACUUGUGUAUGGUCUUCUAACUGCGUGAUUGAGAAUGUACUUUACCAGCAGAAUGAUGGCAAGUUCGAAUGGUAUGACACUAAUGCACGUCUCUGGAGAACUUUGAAGGGUGUGGUAGGGCUGCCUAAGUUUGCCCGUUCUACUGCUAGAUUGGCAGAUUACGGUGGAAGGAUGGCCGUUUUGUGGGACAAGGUCGUGGCUUCCCCUGGAGAUACGAAAAAAGUGAUUUGGUGCGCGGUGAUUGCCCUUGAGAGGCGCAACAGUGAUGAGAUUUGGGGCAAGGUCCAGUGGCGUGACGUAGUGCUUACGGUUCCCACGUCAUGUGAUGUGCAAUAUGCUCUUGCUGCUACCGUUUGUUGA
This is a messenger RNA of Microthlaspi erraticum, 1224 nucleotides long. The record is from the annotation of a GenBank genome assembly. Lineage: Eukaryota; Viridiplantae; Streptophyta; Magnoliopsida; Brassicales; Brassicaceae.